GUCGACAUCUCAAAGAUAUUUGUGAAGGGAUUGAGGCUUUACUUAUUAUCCACAAUAUUCUCAUCGACUUUGGUGAUGACGCGGAGGAUUUGGAGGAUUUUGAGGGGGAAGUGGAGUUACUGGGAGCACAGCAGCUAGUGAUAGUGUUCUACGUGCUGCAGGUUUAUUGA
This is a messenger RNA of Acaulospora colombiana, 170 nucleotides long. Lineage: Eukaryota; Fungi; Glomeromycota; Glomeromycetes; Diversisporales; Acaulosporaceae. The record is from the annotation of a GenBank genome assembly.